This is a messenger RNA of Rotaria sordida, 1668 nucleotides long. Lineage: Eukaryota; Metazoa; Rotifera; Eurotatoria; Philodinida; Philodinidae. The record is from the annotation of a GenBank genome assembly.
AUGAAUAGACAUACUCAGUUGGAAGAUUUAUCAAAUGAAAUUUUCUUCGAAAUAUUUGAUUAUUUCCAUGCACUCGAGAUAUUUAUUUCAUUUACUUGUUUGAAUCGACGAAUUUCGUCUAUUUUACAAUCGAUUCCACUUCGUAUUGUUAUCUUAUCCGAUCAUUGUUAUCGUCAAAUUAAUUUUCUUUCUUCUCAUCUUGCAAAUCAUGCUGAUCAAGUUAUUUCAUUAGAAAUAUUUGAUACAAUUUGUGAUUAUACAUCUAUUAUUAGCAUAUUAUUUAAUCGACAUAAUUUCCCUAAUCUUGAAUCAUGUAUAUUUGUUUCAAUUAGUUCAACAACGAUACUUGAAAAUGUUUUUAAACAAAUCAAAAGUCUUAAUAGACUUGUUUCAUUUAGUCUUUAUCAACCAAAUGGUGAGAAUAUAAAUGAAAUAGAUAAACAUAAUCUAACUAAUAUUAUAUUAUUACAUAAAUCACCAGUUCUUCGUUCAAUUUCACUUCAAUUUAAUUAUGAUAACAUGCAUCUAUUAAACUUAACUUCGAUGCCUUCGAAUCUUGUAUCACUUAAAUUAUGUAUUUCUAGUUCAUCAUCAAUCUUACCAGUUUACUCAAUUAUAUCAAUGCUUCGGCUUUGUCAUUCAGUUCGAUAUUUAGGAAUCAUGGUAACAUAUCAAGCUGUAAAUGAAAAUAAUGCUAUUAAUACCUCAACUUCAUCAAAACCUAUAAAUUAUAAUGAUCUUCCUAUAUUAUCACAAAUGAUUUCUUUUGAUUUAACUAUCUUUGUAAGAUGUGAUAGUCGUUCAAUUGCUUCUAUCUUACACUGUAUGCCACAUCUUACUCACUUUUAUUUUACUAUGGCUAUAGCAACCUGGUCAUAUCCUGCUGAAUUGCUCGACGGUUAUGUGUGGCAAGAUACGUUAGAACGUUGUGUUCCACAUUUAUCUAAAUUUGAAUUUCAUAUAUCGAUUAUAAAAACAAAUUCAAUAUCAGAUUUAGAUAUUAUUGUCAAUUCAUUUGCAUAUUUUGUACAAAAAUAUUCUAAUUGGAAUAUGAUUGUUCAGCGAUGGAAGUUUUUUUUUGGUCGUUCAGUUAACUUUAACGAAAUGAAUGAUGAUAACAUCGACGUAAAAAAAAGCGUUACUUAUCUUUCACAUUUUGUUCAUUUACCGAACAUAACUGAACUGGAAAUUUCAUCAAAGAACUAUGAUUUAUCUCGAUGGUAUGAUAUUGAAAUUAUUCUUCAAUCAUGUCGGAAUGUAACAAAUCUUAAAAUUAAUACUCCAUUAUUAAUUUCAUCAAAAUUUAUUGAUAAUCCAUCUCUUUUUUCAAUUUUCAAACAAAUUAAAAGGAUUACAUCGAUAACAGAAAAAAUUUAUUUUCCUUCUAAAUUUGCGUUAAAACUUGUUCAACGCUUUCCAUCACUUACUGAUAUUGAACUUAUAGUUUUUACAUUUGAUCAUUGUGUAUCUAUUAUCGAAGUAUUUCUAUGUCAUGUGGAACAUUUAUCUUAUCUGAAAAUUUCUUACAGUCAAAAUACAUUACUUGAUAAUCCAUUUUCUCGUCAUUAUAUUAUUGAAAAGCGUCGUCAAAUAUUUCCAAAUAAUCUUCUUGAUGAACGGACAACGUAUGUUAAAGAUAAUGGAGAAGCAAUACAAAUUAGAUUGUGA